This is a messenger RNA of Cynoglossus semilaevis (tongue sole), 2882 nucleotides long. It is a transcript of the gene sox3, whose product is annotated as SRY-box transcription factor 3. Gene Ontology annotation, cellular component: nucleus. The transcript has a single exon. Gene Ontology annotation, molecular function: RNA polymerase II cis-regulatory region sequence-specific DNA binding; DNA-binding transcription activator activity, RNA polymerase II-specific. Bases 1185 to 2087 code for a protein of 300 amino acids. The record is from RefSeq and is a predicted model, not a curated record. NCBI's taxonomy places the organism in Eukaryota, Metazoa, Chordata, Actinopteri, Pleuronectiformes, Cynoglossidae. Gene Ontology annotation, biological process: brain development; negative regulation of transcription by RNA polymerase II; positive regulation of transcription by RNA polymerase II.
UCCAUAAAAUUUAGAAAGUUGUAAAAUGUAGAUUACUAAAAGUUAGAAAAUAAUCAGAUCCCAAAAAUAAAUCUACAAAAACGCAAUAUAUUGAAAUUAUUGUCACACUCAGGAAACCAAAUCUGUAAAACAUAUUUUCAUUUGAGCUCCUGAAACGAAUGAUUGAAAAAACGAUCAGUCGACUCUAAGAUGUUCACUGAUUAAAUAGUCAAUUAGAUUUUAAUUAGCUUUUACUUGCUGCCCUAGAGUUGACCCUUAAUGUGGUGGUUUGUGUGGUUGACAAAUUAAUAAUAGAGAACUGUGAUCAAACAACGCGUGAUUUAGCAGGUAGACAUGAAAGAGUUUUGUUGAUGUUCAUCUGUCUGUGGAACAUUUUUUAAGUCUCUUUUUUUAAUUGAAGUAUUUCAUUAGAUUAAUUUGCUUGAUUUGUAUCCGCAUUCGCAAUUACAGUAAUGGUCAUUUAUUUAUUCGUCAAAAGGCCUGUUGUGACGUAAACGCAGACGCUACAGUUUUGGUUUUUAUAAACUGCAUAAUCGUGUUAUUCUAUAUUUAUGUGCCUGACAUAUUCGGUAUAAAGUUAAGGAAACAUAACUUUUCAAUAAUGUUUUUUUAUCUCACAAAGGCCACAUUUUGAGUUGUUCUUACCGCCUUUAAAAGAACUCGAGCAAUAAGAAAAAGCAGGAUUUUCAAACAUAUACUGUGAGAGAUGAUAAAUAUUUUAAAUUUAUAAUCUUUUACACUCUGGUUUUAAACUUUACCUUUCGCUUCUCCUCGAACCAAAACACAACCGUGCCGUGCGCUCGGGUUGGUGUUGCGCGGCGCUGCCUCCUGAUUGGUCGCCUGCUUCUCAUUGUCAUGCUGUCAAUCUACAUCACAUGGUGCGGCCACUAGGCCUAUUAACAGAAGAGCUUGAGGAACAAGUUUACAGAGUUGUGUUUCAGAGCCGUGGGGGACAGAGCUGCUCAGAGCGCACACACUCUCACACACACACACGUAAAGAGAGCGAGAGCGAGAGAGAGAGAGACUAGAAGCACCUGCAGACACUUUUGCCUCUUUGGGCACGACUUUUUUCUGCUUGCCUCAUCCUCUCAGGAGACUGGUCAGCACCUCUACCUCUGUGAGUCGUGGCGCUGUUUGGUGAACUCUUCUUUUUUCGAAUGUGCCUGUGAGUGAACACUGAAACUAUGUAUAACAUGAUGGAAACCGAGCUCAAGACCCCGCUCCCGCAGUCCAACUCGGGCUCGGCGCCGGGCGCAAAAAACAACAGUGCCAGCGACCAGGAGCGGGUGAAGCGGCCGAUGAACGCCUUCAUGGUCUGGUCCAGGGGUCAGCGAAGGAAGAUGGCGCAAGAAAACCCCAAAAUGCACAACUCUGAGAUCAGCAAGAGACUCGGCGCAGACUGGAAACUUCUGACCGACGCCGAGAAGAGGCCGUUCAUCGACGAGGCGAAGCGGUUGCGCGCCAUGCACAUGAAGGAGCAUCCGGAUUAUAAAUACCGUCCCCGCAGGAAGACCAAGACCUUGCUAAAGAAAGACAAGUAUUCUUUGCCUGGGGGACUGUUGCCACCGGGAGCCGGCGCCGUCAACAGCUCUGUGUCUGUGGGUCAGCGGAUGGACAGUUACGCGCACAUGAACGGCUGGACGAACGGUGCCUAUUCGCUCAUGCAGGAUCAGCUGGCCUACCCUCAGCACCACAGCAUGAACAGCCCCCAGAUCCAGCAGAUGCACCGGUACGAGAUGACGGGACUUCAGUACCCGAUGAUGUCCUCGGCGCAGACCUACAUGAACGCGGCUUCCACCUACAGCAUGUCCCCGGCCUACACGCAGCAGACCACCAACGCCAUGGGGCUUGGGUCCAUGGCGUCAGUGUGCAAGACGGAGCCCAGCUCGCCGCCCCCGGCCAUCACGUCCCACUCUCAGCGGGCGUGUUUGGGGGACCUGCGGGACAUGAUCAGCAUGUACCUGCCUCCCGGCGGAGACAGCGCCGAGCAUUCGUCCCUGCAGAGCAGCCGGUUACACAGCGUCCACCCGCACUAUCAGAGCGCAGGGACUGGCGUCAACGGGACUCUACCUCUCACCCACAUCUGAGAGGAAAGACUGCAAACUUUUACCUUAAUAAUAAAAAAGAAAGUACUUCGGAUACUUGAACUUUUUUUCUUGGUUGCUAAAGAAAAAAAAACAACGUUCAAACACGUUUUGUUUAAAGAAAAAGAAAAGAAAAAAACUAAGUGUCUGCUGAUGUUGUCCAUUCAGAAACUCUAUAAAUGGAUGAGAGCAUUGAACGUUGAGUCCAUCAAAGUAAAAUUGCGUUGCAGAGAGGCUUGUUUUUAUAUCACAUGUAUAAGCAAUCAACCUAUGUAGAAGAAUUGGACUUCUAUAUUUUAAAAAAAAUAAUGCCAUAUUUUCUCUCUAUGAAAAGGCAUGUGGCCUCGUGAAGAGGCUGGCGUAUUUCAGAAAAGCUGGAUGGAUGGAUUAAAAAAAAAACAGUUACUACAUACAUGUUUACACUUCAUUUGUAGAAUGUCAGUUGUCUCCACUGUGUCCCAGAUUUUUGUAGUCUCUUUCUCAAACUCUUCUUUCUGUUUUUCCUGCCCUUUUCAUGAACUUUAUAGGUUAAAAUGAAAUGUUAAGACUGUGCGGGGCGCAAACGCAAGUUUUUAUUUAUAGUAAGGUUUUUUCUUUUCUGUUUAGCUUGUGAUCCCGAUGUUUUUGUCACGUAAAAAAUGUAUUUUUUUGUAAAAAAAAUAAUGUUUCUGUUCUGUGAUGGUUUUUGACAGUGUCAUGUUUACUCAUUAUCCUGAACGAAAAAGAAAGUUUAUUUAAACUGACGUUUCUACAUAUUUUAAGACCAUCCUCUAUUCUUAAAUGCUGAAUAAAUUUGUA